Salvia miltiorrhiza (redroot sage) is the source of this 2599-nucleotide messenger RNA. Its product is annotated as calcium-dependent protein kinase 26-like. Gene Ontology annotation, biological process: intracellular signal transduction; peptidyl-serine phosphorylation; protein autophosphorylation. Bases 614 to 2419 code for a protein of 601 amino acids. The record is from RefSeq and is a predicted model, not a curated record. Gene Ontology annotation, cellular component: nucleus; cytoplasm. The transcript is spliced from 7 exons. Gene Ontology annotation, molecular function: calmodulin binding; calcium/calmodulin-dependent protein kinase activity; calcium ion binding. NCBI's taxonomy places the organism in Eukaryota, Viridiplantae, Streptophyta, Magnoliopsida, Lamiales, Lamiaceae.
UAAUUAAACGUGUAAAUCGAUUGAUUUCCAACAGAAAAACCUGCCUUAUUCCCUCACCCCUUCCCUCCCCUCUCCCCAUUUUCGUAUAUUUCAAGAAAACAGGGAGAGAGGAUUCAACACCCUAAUCCAAAAUCAAAUAUUCUUUACAUAAGGAGAGAGAGAUUAAGAUUCAUAUAUAUAUCUAGCUAUAUAUAUAGAGAGAGAGAUAAUUCAAAACCCUUUCCAUUUCCUCAAUCGCCAUUUUCUUUUCUUUCUAUUUCACCCAUUUAUUUGUUCUUGAAUUUUCUAUUAUAACGUGGGUUUUUUUUCUGGGGUUAUCUCAGCUCCCCUUUUGAAAAUCUUUGUUUCUUCUCCAUAUGCACACUUAUUUGAUCACACACUACACCUUUUAAGUGGUUUCAACACUUGUGCAUUUUCAAACACUGAUUUUGCCAAAGUAUAUCUUUUUUGUUGCAGUAAUUUUUGCAUGUUCUUGUUAAAUCAUCUAUUGGUUUAAUUUGAUCCUAUCCUGCUUCAUUGUCUGGUUUUAAGCUCCUAAUCAUUUGAUUACUCACAUACAAAAUUUCAUAAAUAUCUAUAGCAUUAGCAUGUUACAAAAUAGUUGAUCACACAGAUGGGAAACAAAUGCAGCCUGAAUGCAAAGAUUGCAAAGAAUUGCUGGUUCUCCACAAUCUCACACACACUAUGGUGGGCUAAGUGGCCAGCCAUGCUCUCUUACCACCACAAGAAAGAUAAAGAGUUCACAACCAUACAAACCUAUGGUCCUCCCCCUCCCACUGUUCAGACCACCCCCCCUCUGCCCCUCAAGAUGGAAGAGGAGAAAGCCUCACAGCCCAGCCCCCCUCAGCCCCUCAAGAUGGAGGAGGAGAAGGUGGUGAUCACAGCCAAGGAAGACUCACCAGAAACUCCUACAAUGGCAGAAGCCCCCAAGCCCAAGAGACCUCCGGUUUUCAAGAGGGCAAUGAGCGCCGGCCUUGAGGUGGACUCUGUGCUAAGAACCAAGACAGGGCUGCUCAAGGAGCACUUCAAUCUGGGGCGAAAACUCGGGCAUGGCCAGUUUGGGACCACGUAUCUCUGCGUUGAGAAGGAAACUGGCAAAGAAUACGCCUGCAAGUCCAUUGCCAAGAGGAAGCUGCUGACUCAGGAGGAUGUGGAUGAUGUGAGGAGGGAGGUUGAGAUCUUGCACCACUUGUCGGGAAAUCCUAAUGUCGUCUCCAUUAAAGGGGCGUACGAGGAUGCCAUGGCGGUUCAUGUUGUGAUGGAGCUGUGUGGAGGUGGUGAGCUCUUUGAUAGGAUUCUUAAGAGGGGCCAUUACUCGGAGAAGAAGGCGGCCGAGCUCACUAGGACUAUAGUUAGUGUGAUAGAGACCUGUCAUUCUCUGGGUGUGAUGCAUCGGGAUCUCAAGCCUGAGAAUUUCCUGUUUGUCAAUGAGGACGAGGAUUCGCCAUUGAAGACCAUCGAUUUUGGAUUGUCCAUGUUUUUUAAGCCAGGGGAUAUAUUCUCGGAUGUGGUUGGAAGUCCUUACUACGUUGCUCCUGAGGUGCUUUGCAAGCAGUAUGGACCUGAGGUAGAUGUUUGGAGUGCGGGUGUCAUAGUGUAUAUUCUUCUGUGUGGUGUGCCUCCAUUUUGGGGAGAGACUGAACAAGAAAUAUUUGAUGAGGUUUUGAAUGGUGCUAUUGAUUUCACCUCAGAUCCUUGGCCUCAAAUAUCCGAGAGCGCCAAGGAUCUGGUGAGGAAAAUGCUCCUGCGCGAUCCCAAGAAGCGUAUCACAGCUCAUCAAAUUCUAUGCCAUCCUUGGGUGCAAGUCGAUGGAGUAGCUCCUGAUAAGCCUCUCGAUUCUGCAGUUUUAAGCCGGUUGACGCAGUUCUCAGCGAUGGACAAGCUUAAGAAAAUGGCUCUGAGGGUGAUUGCAGAAAGUCUAUGUGAAGAAGAAAUAGCAGGGCUAAGAGAAAUGUUCAAGAUGAUAGACACAGAUAACAGUGGUUACAUCACUUUUGAAGAGCUCAAGGCUGGGCUUGAAAGAGUUGGUGCUAAUCUUAAUGAAUCUGAGAUUUAUGAUCUCAUGAAGGCUGCAGACGUUGACAAUAGUGGCAGCAUAGACUACAGUGAGUUCAUAGCAGCAACGCUGCAUCUCAACCAGAUCGACAGAGAAGACCAUCUCUACACGGCCUUCUCCUACUUCGACAAGGAUGGGAGCGGCUUCAUCACACAAGACGAGCUCCAGAAGGCGUGUCAUGACUUCGGCAUCCAAGAUUCUCAUUUAGAGGAGAUCAUUCGUGAAGUUGAUCAGAACAAUGAUGGUCAGAUAGAUUACAACGAGUUUGUGGCGAUGAUGCAGAAUGGGAAUGCAGAUUUUGGGAAGAAGAGGAAUCUCAGUAACUUUAACAUUAAGUUCAGAGAGGCUGCCAAAGUUUGUUGACAUCAAAAACACUAAUGUUUAGUUUGACAAAUGGUGUCUUAACAUUUUUUCAGCAGCUUAAAAUUGUUUCAAGAUAACUACAGACUUCAACCCAAAAAUCGUUAUACUAGUUUAUUAUUUCUAAUAUUAACAACACUUCUCAGAUGCUUUAAGUUAUUUAAAUAAAAUACGAAAUGAAAC